This is a messenger RNA of Vitis vinifera (wine grape), 2040 nucleotides long. Its product is annotated as amino-acid permease BAT1 homolog. Gene Ontology annotation, cellular component: membrane. The transcript has 7 exons. The record is from RefSeq and is a predicted model, not a curated record. Gene Ontology annotation, biological process: transmembrane transport; amino acid transport. NCBI's taxonomy places the organism in Eukaryota, Viridiplantae, Streptophyta, Magnoliopsida, Vitales, Vitaceae. The coding region runs from base 388 to 1956 and encodes 522 amino acids. Gene Ontology annotation, molecular function: transmembrane transporter activity.
CUCAAUACUACCCAUCUGAUUUCACAUCAUAUUCUAACCGAGAAAGGUGGUCUACGCAUUCCACGGAUCGGGCAGGAGAAGAUGAUGAUGAUACUCAUGGAGCUGCAACAUACGGAAUCACAAAUCUUUUCGCCCCGUUAGGCUCUUACCUGUCCAUGAAGCAAGUGGGAAGGAAAACAAAUGUGGGAAGUAGACCAUGAAAAAUCGCCGUUUUCCACCGGAGGGAACCAAUAACCACAAUCCAAACUUCAACUUUCCACGAAAUAUCCCAUAUAACAGAAUCAUUAUAAAUAUAAUCUCUCUGUCUCCCUCUUCUCUCUCAGAUGUCCUUGGAUUCUUUUGAGGAUCUUGGUUCCUGAACUGGUUUCCCAAGAAGCUCCUAAUUCAAUGGCUCACGGCCAACCGAGAGUCGGAGUCAUGGAUUCAGGGGAGAAGAGGCUGAAUGAGCUGGGGUACAAGCAAGAACUCAGAAGAGAAAUGACUUUGUUCAAAACUCUUGCUAUAUCGUUUUCAACUAUGACACUUUUCACAGGGAUAACUCCCUUGUAUGGUUCAAGCCUGCUAUAUGCAGGGCCCGCCACUCUCGUCUGGGGGUGGAUUGUAGUGACAUUCUUCACCUGGUUUGUUGGAGUAGCCAUGGCCGAAAUCUGCUCAUCUUUUCCGACGACAGGUUCUCUAUACUUCUGGGCUGCUCAUUUGGCUGGCCCCAAAUGGGGUCCAUUUGCAUCAUGGUGCUGCGCUUGGCUGGAGACAAUUGGGCUUAUUGCUGGUAUAGGCACACAGGCUUAUGCUGGAUCUCAGACACUGCAGAGUAUCAUUUUAUUAUGCACUGGAACAAAUAAAGAUGGCGGGUACUAUGCUCCUCGAUGGUUAUUCUUAUGUAUGUACAUGGGUCUUACGAUUAUAUGGGCUGUGCUCAACACCUUUGCAUUAGAAGUCAUUGCCUUCAUUGACAUUAUUUCAAUAUGGUGGCAGGUCAUUGGAGGGUUAGCUAUUGUUAUUAUGCUUCCCCUGGUAGCACUGACUACACAAUCCGCUUCAUAUGUUUUCACUCAUUUUGAAACAGCAUCUGAAUCAACCGGGAUAUCAAAUGUAGUUUAUGCAGCCAUUCUAUCUGUUCUUGUCAGUCAAUAUUCACUAUAUGGAUAUGAUGCUGCAGCACAUCUAACUGAAGAAACAAAAGGUGCCGAUAAGAAUGGUCCAAUUGCCAUCCUUUCUAGUAUAGGGAUCAUUUCCAUAUUCGGGUGGGCUUACAUCUUGGCUCUUACUUUCAGCAUUCAGGACCCCAGCUACCUGUAUGACCCAACCAAUGAGACUGCUGGAGCAUUUGUGCCAGCCCAAAUACUUUAUGAUGCAUUCCAUGGACGGUAUCACAAUGCUACUGGAGCAAUCAUCUUGCUUUUUAUCAUAUGGGGAUCUUUCUUCUUUGGUGGACUUUCAAUCACGACCAGUGCAGCUAGAGUGGUAUAUGCUCUGUCAAGAGAUGAAGGGAUUCCUUUUUCAUCCAUAUGGCGAAAAGUCCACCCAAAGCAUAAGGUUCCUUCAAAUGCAGUGUGGCUUUGUGCAGUCAUCUGCAUUCUUCUUGGGCUCCCAAUCUUGAAAGUCAAUGUGGUCUUUACUGCUAUAACUUCAAUAUGUACAAUUGGAUGGGUGGGUGGUUAUGCAGUUCCCAUCUUUGCAAGAAUGGUGAUGGCUGAGAAGAACUUCAAACCAGGGCCAUUUUAUUUGGGCAAAGCAAGAAGACCAGUUUGCUUGGUAGCCUUUCUAUGGAUUUGUUACACAUGCUGUGUCUUCCUUUUGCCUACUUUUUACCCGAUUACUUGGGAUACUUUCAAUUAUGCCCCAGUGGCAUUAGGUGUGGGUUUAGGCCUCAUAAUGCUUUGGUGGAUGUUGGAUGCAAGGAAAUGGUUUAAGGGACCUGUAAGGAACAUUGAUAUUCAGAAUGGGAAGGUUUAGCCCUCUCCCAUAAAUUGAAAUACUAUGUAUGUUGUUGAAAUUCUUUUGAAAUUAAGGUCACAUUCUUCAAUUAGCUCUUGGAUA